GAUAUACAAUUAGAAGUCUCUGAGUAUACUGGGAAGAGCUUUGAGCCCCUGGAAGAGAGUUUUUAUUACAGACAGGAUUGGAAUAAUAUAAAAGAGAAAAAUGAAGCCGACUAGUGAACCUCUGCCUCGUGAACAUAGUACUGAGACUGUUCUCAAGUGCAUUUUAAAGGAGUCCAGUAGUGAAUUGGAUAGUUUACAAUGGCUAUCCCGUCAAGGGGCUUCCGAUCAUAAUUUUCUGCUUGCAAAGGCUGAAGAACUUCUGGAAAAUCGAAUCAAAGAUGGGGAGCCACUGGCACAUUUUCUCAAAGGGCAACUUUAUUUUGAAGAGAAACGUUAUGAAGAUGCAUUAUUACAAUUUGAACAAAACACAGAUUUUCAGUCCAUGUAUCAGUUGGGUGUAAUGUACUACGAUGGAUUGGGAACUCCUCCAAAUUCUAAGAAAGGAGUUGAAUAUAUGAAGAAGAUUCUCAAUUCUGACUCUCCUAAAGCAAGACAUUUAAAAUUUGCUGCUGCAUACAACCUUGGCCGAGCUUACUUCGAAGGACAUGGGACUCAUUUUUCUGAAGAAGAAGCUGAAAGAUUGUGGCUUUUUGCUGCAGACCAUGGGAAUCCAAAAGCAAGUGUAAAGGCUCAGAGUACGCUUGGAAUGCUGUAUUCAGCACAUGCUAAGGAUCUUAAAAAGGCAUUCUUUUGGCAUUCAGAAGCUUGUGGGAACGGAAGCUUGGAAUCGCAAGGCAUCCUUGGGAUUAUGUAUCUUCACGGACAUGGCAUACAUCAAAACCUGAAGGCUGCUUUGGAGUGCCUCAAUCAGGCAUCGCAUCGAGGAAAUGUCUAUGCUAAAGGCCAUUUGGUGGAAUAUUAUUACAAAAGAAAAUUUUUUAUAAAAGCGGCCGAGUUUGCCAAAAGAGUAACAGAAAAUGACAAUGUUGAAAAAAUAGCAGAGGAAACAGAUUGUCUUCCUUUUUACAUAAGCAGAGGACUUGCAAUGGCUUCUUUCUACUUGGCCAGAUGCCUCCAGCUUGGCCGAGGAACCCAACAAGAUAUAGCAGCAGCUAAAAAGUAUUAUUCUAAGGCAUGUCGAUUGGAUCCUGCUGUAGCUGCUGAUCUUGAGCUGACUGCUAAUCAUGGGAGAAUUUAGAAUAUUAUUUUGCUGAAUCUGAGGAACACAUUUCUUUUAGCUUCUGAUUAAUAUGAACAAACUUCUUUUGUCUCCCUUUUCUUCAUUCAGAGUAAUGCAUAUAAAUUCCUUUCAGUAAAGUUAUAACCAUUACUUUGUAAAACUAUUCUUUAAUUCUGUUAAUAUAAUAAAAGUUGACUGAUGAUCAUUGAGUACAUUUCUGAAGGCAUUUGCAAUUAGCUAUCCAUGAUUAAGACUGUGUGCUACAUCAGUACUCUGCCUUACAUAAUAUUUCUUGUUAUCCUUUGAAGUUAUAGUGGAGAAAGG
Protobothrops mucrosquamatus (brown spotted pit viper) is the source of this 1444-nucleotide messenger RNA. RefSeq names its product LRP2 binding protein (gene LRP2BP). NCBI's taxonomy places the organism in Eukaryota, Metazoa, Chordata, Lepidosauria, Squamata, Viperidae. The transcript is spliced from 9 exons. The coding region runs from base 101 to 1138 and encodes 345 amino acids. The record is from RefSeq and is a predicted model, not a curated record. Gene Ontology annotation, molecular function: protein binding.